AUGACCGUCCCUCUCUUCAUCCUCGCCGCCCUCGCCACAGCAGGCACAGUCUCCGCCCACGGUUACAUCAAAUCCAUCAAUGUCGCCGGACAGGAAUACGGCGGCUUCCUCGCAGACGUCUACCCCUGGAGCGAGCCCAAACCCGACCUAAUCGCCUGGAGCACAACAGCCACAGACACGGGGUUCGUUCAGACCGUCCCCGGGCCCGACGUCAUCUGCCAUCGAGACGCGAAACCAGGAAAGCUCUCCGCGCCAAUCGCCGCCGGCGAAACCGUGACAGUAACCUGGAGCCAAUGGCUCGGCGAACACAAGGGCCCCGUACUGAACUAUCUGGCGGCGUGUAACGGCGACUGUGCGGCUGUGCACGCAGCCGACUUGAAGUUUUUCAAAAUCAGCGAGAGCGGCUUCGAGAAUGGCCUUUGGGGGUCGGAUAUCCUCAUCCAGCAGGGGAAUUCCUGGGACGUGGUUAUCCCCGCGGAUAUCAAGGCGGGCGGGUAUGUGCUCCGCCAUGAGAUUGUCGCUAUGCAUGGUAAGUUUCAGCUGUAUCCGCAGUGUAUUAAUUUGCAGGUUACCGAGGGUGGAGAGGCUGUCCCUGAGGGUGUGCCUGGGGCGCAGCUUUAUACGGGGCAGGAACCCGGGCUCAAUACGAAUGUUUGGGGGGAGGUCAAGGGGUAUAUUCCGCCUGGGCCGAAGUUGUAUAAUCCUGCUGGUCCGGGUGAGGAGCGUGAGGAUACGACGGAGACUUCUACCCCUGUUGUGACUGCUACGCCGACAACAUUUGUUACGAUGACUAGUCCUGCGCCCUCGACUGAAUCAGGUGCUCCUGUGGAAACAACUGAUGACCCGCUCGUCGUUAUCCCCGUCACGCCUGGUUCAAGCGCGGAUACCACUCCGGCUGAAACUGGGACGUCCACAAAGACAACUUGCUCGCCGACCUGUCCGGUCUCAUCGACGGCAACGGAGACUGUGAUCGCGACGACAACAAUCACAAGUACGGGUGUGCCGCCGCAAGAGACGCCCACAGAUUUCGAGAUGACCAUUGAGGAUGUUGAGUAUGUUUGUAUGCCGAGAGGUAAGCAUAGGGCCCUGGUGGCCGGACAGCGUUAG
Messenger RNA from Aspergillus calidoustus, 1107 nucleotides. The record is from the annotation of a GenBank genome assembly. NCBI's taxonomy places the organism in Eukaryota, Fungi, Ascomycota, Eurotiomycetes, Eurotiales, Aspergillaceae.